Molecule: messenger RNA, 648 nt
Organism: Impatiens glandulifera
Lineage: Eukaryota; Viridiplantae; Streptophyta; Magnoliopsida; Ericales; Balsaminaceae
Exons: 1
Coding region: 1-648 (215 amino acids)
Biological process (GO): DNA integration
Molecular function (GO): nucleic acid binding
Source: RefSeq, a predicted model, not a curated record
AUGUCUCACCAGUAUUCCACCAACUACGCUUGGAUUGCCAACAAAUUUUAUCGUCGAUCUUUCGGUGGUCAAAACAUGCUUUGUAUAGAUAAUCUUGAAUCCAAGAGGAUCAUAGAAGAAGUACAUGUAGGGACAUGUGGUUUACACGUGAAUGGAAUGACUUUAACCAAGAAAAUACUCCGUCUAAGAUAUUAUUGGCAAAACCUCAAACAAGAAUAUGUGAACUAUGUGAGGAUUUAUCAUCAGUGUCAAAUAUAUGCUAACCUGAAGCAUACACCUGCCUCGCUCCUCUACAACAUGAUAUCCCCUUGGUCCUUUUCUACAUGGGGAAUAACCAUAAUUGGGAAAAUCUAUCCUCACGCAUCAAAUAGAAACGAAUUCAUACUUGUCGCUAUAGACUACUUCACCAAAUGGGUUGAUGUGGUCUCUUACAAGGUCUUGAAAUCAUCUCAAGUGCCAAAGUUCAUCCGAACUAGCAUCAUUGCUAGAUAUGGAUUUCCUGAUGCCCUACUUUCAAACAAUGGUCGACACUAUCAAGGAAAAAUAUUGCAAGUGCUCGACGAGUUCAAGAUCGAGCAUCACAAAUCAUCGCCCCAUAGACCCCCAAACAAAUGGUUUGGUCGAAGCGGCAAACAAAAAUGUGAUUAA